AUGGCAGAACACGCGAAUGAUAGAUGCCCUUCCAUGGUGGGUUCCGAGCGUAUGGUGGACCCCUUCAAUGAGACAGGUCUUUGGGUUACGGUAGAAUUUCCUGAAUCAAUGAAGCAUACCCAUAGUGACGAACAGCUGAUGAAGUUUGUGGUCCAGCAGAUUCAAAGAGGCAGGGCCAUCAUUUCCACUUACGCAAAGCAUUACGAGAGACACUUGUGUCUCUCGCUACCAGUUGUCGGAUUCGCUGGGGAGGAGGAACCAAUUGAUGUAGUCAUGGACCAGGCUGAGACCGUGGCACUCUGGUGGCUCGAACAGAUCCUCGCAUACAAGGUUCGUCUUGACUGCAAUGUGCUUUUCCCUUAG
This is a messenger RNA of Penicillium vulpinum, 363 nucleotides long. RefSeq lists its product as uncharacterized. NCBI's taxonomy places the organism in Eukaryota, Fungi, Ascomycota, Eurotiomycetes, Eurotiales, Aspergillaceae. The record is from RefSeq and is a predicted model, not a curated record. The transcript has a single exon. The coding region runs from base 1 to 363 and encodes 120 amino acids.